AUGGAGUCCACCGAGAUCGAGAUGACGGGAUACGCAAGCCCGACGACCAUCCACAUACCACCGAAAGAACCGAAAGAGUCGCAAGAGGCAAAAGGGCCAUCAGCCUGGCAACAAUUCCGACGCGGACCUUGCCUUUUCCUUGCCCGCAAGAUCUCUGCCCGGCGACCAAUUAACCCCGGCGAACCGCCACAAGAUCCGGUCACUGUAGUCUGCAUCUCAAACACCUACAACGAGCGACCACAGAUACCGCCAGGUGACAUCCUGAUCCACGCCGGCGAUAUGGCAGCAGAUGGAUCGCUCGCGGACCUCCAAGCCACACUGAACUGGCUAAAGGAGCAGCCUCACCACAUUAAGAUUGUGGUGGCGGGUAGACGCGACAGGUACCUCAACAAAAUGAAGAAGGGAGGUCCUCACUGGAGACAUGGACAUCGCCGGAAGGGAAACUGGGGCGACAUCAUCUAUCUGGAGCACCAGCAAAUUGUGGUUGCUGCUGAGAACGGACGGCUACUCCGGGUCUUUGGAAGUCCAUACUCGCCAACGAGCAUUCGUUCCGGGGCUUUCCAGUACCCUCGCGAUGAAAAUGUUUGGAACAAAAUCCCCAACAAUCUCGACAUUCUCAUCACUCACACACCGCCAUUCUCUCAUCUUGACUCUCUCGAAGGCUGCUGGCAUUUGCUGCAUAAGUUGUGGAAGAGUCCUCCUCGACUACACGUUUUCGGGUGCGUUUGUGAGCAUUAUGGAACUGAACGUUUGUGCUAUGAUGCUCUUCAGAACGCCAUGGAGCAGAUUGAGGUUGCGGGUGGGGGGUUCUUGAAUCUUCUGAAGGUUGUCAAACCGUUUCUGCGGUCUUUUUCCGGCCCCGAUAUGGAAGCUAAGACUGAGCUCGUGAAUGCAUGCAUUAUUAGGGAAGAGUCGGAUCCCCACCGUGAACCGAUCACAGUUAUCAUUUGA
Molecule: messenger RNA, 951 nt
Organism: Penicillium hordei
Lineage: Eukaryota; Fungi; Ascomycota; Eurotiomycetes; Eurotiales; Aspergillaceae
Product: metallophosphatase domain-containing protein
Exons: 1
Coding region: 1-951 (316 amino acids)
Source: RefSeq, a predicted model, not a curated record